Messenger RNA from Ceratina calcarata, 3934 nucleotides. RefSeq names its product cytosolic carboxypeptidase 6. Gene Ontology annotation, biological process: proteolysis. Gene Ontology annotation, molecular function: metallocarboxypeptidase activity; zinc ion binding. The transcript has 7 exons. The record is from RefSeq and is a predicted model, not a curated record. NCBI's taxonomy places the organism in Eukaryota, Metazoa, Arthropoda, Insecta, Hymenoptera, Apidae. Bases 1635 to 3386 code for a protein of 583 amino acids.
GGUGGUUAUCUUAUCUGAAAUCGAGUUAUAACGAGAAAAGCGACGAUCGAUAAAAGACGCAUUUGGUAUUUACGUGGGCCGAAGCGAAUGCCACGUUGGAAUCGACAGUGCGCGCUGCGAACGAUGUGUACUAACGACGCGGGCUAUGAAUUGCACGAAUCGAUUGCUCGCGGGAGGAAUAAUUAGUUUAGUCCGUUACACUCGCGUCGUGGAUACGCGGAUGAAAAGGCAGUAUCGUUGAAAAAAGGAGCUGCCUGUAAGGCAGUCAGAGAAAAUAUGUACAGAGAGGGUGGGUCGAGACAGACGAAAAAAUGAGGGGUUGAUAAUCUAAUGGUAAAUGGUAGAUAGCAUGCGUAGAACAUGGGCAGUGGCGUGGAUCGCCGAAUUCGUUCGGAACACAUGUAAAACAUUUAAACAUUUGCAUCUCGCGAUAUGGAAACGUCAGUCCCACCUCUGCGAGAUGAUACGGAAGCUGGAAUCAUCCACUGAAAUCUAUGGCGUUAAAAAUGAUAAGAGCGAAGAGGCACGAAGAGGUAUAAACGGGAACGCGUAAAACCUGAAUCCCGCAAUUUGUAACGCUCUUACACUUUAUCCCAAACUUCCGUUCGUCGAGUAUCUUGGGAAACAGGGUGCACCUAGCCCAAUUGCCUCCUCUCGCUACGCCAUUGGGCGUAGGGUGGCAAGAGAAGCUUGGGUGCCCCACGGCACAGGGGUUUCGAAUAUCGAUCUCUCGCGUUCUCCUAGUCUAGUCGCUCUCUUUCUCUCUCUGGUUCCCCUCCCGGCGCCCUGUACGUCUCUCUGUUCCACCGGCACGGUUUCGAUCUCCCUUUCUCUCCCGCCGCAGAGCUCGGCUGCGAAUAACCCGGGAAACCGAGAGAGACGAGAGCAAGAAGGGUUCACCAGGAAGUCCCAGCCAAAGCCCAGGAGCGGAGGACAUUCACCGAUGCAUACAUGCGAUGCUAAAUACACGUACACGAUAUACAGGCGCCACGUAAAAGUUUGCGAAACCGGAACUCGCGCAGCUCGCGCACCUUCAGAUUCGAAAGUUUCCACGCGCACGAUUCCGUUUCCCUUUAAGCGAUCGCGGCUAAAUGAAUUUCUUGAACUUCUCGAUUUAAUCGAAAGCCAGGGUAUUACGCGCUAGACGCUAUGUAAAUAUUUGGAGCGGAAGACCCGCGGUCCCUCCGGCUACUUACGAUGGAUCAAGUUUCAGGAGUACGAGCAAUUUAGUUUUUAUCAACCAUUAAACAGCCUACUAACUUCCUUACAAGUUCGAACGAUACUUUUAAUCCGCCAGUUUUAAUCGUAACUCACUGAUCUCUAAAAUAAUUAUAUACAUAGUUCAAUGACCUAAGCGAUCUAUCCUAUAUAAAAAUUUUCUAAAGUCUAAUGGCGAAGCUUAUAAGAGACGGCAUAUCGACUAUCUACGUACGUCGUAACCAUGAAUAGAUAUAACGAGGACAGAGGGAAAAUUGUGUGGACUGAAUGAAAAGAAGCGCAAGCAGGGACACGCGUAUCGAUCCAACAAACCAAGGAAACCAGCGGAGGAUCCAUUGGCAGUGUCCUCCAGUCGACGAUAAGCCGGAGUUCGCGUGGACCAUUCCAAGUGACAAGUGAGACGAGAAUCUCUCGAUAUGUCCGACGCCGAGGAUACCGAGAGCGAGGACAGCGAUACCGAUGGCGGGAUGGGAAACGUGAACAAAAUGAUAAUGCGACCGCCGGGUCACAGCGGGAAAGCGAAGAAAGGACACAUCUGCUUCGACGCCUCGUUCGAGACUGGCAACCUGGGGAGAGUGGACCUUAUCUCGGAGUUCGAAUAUGAUCUUUUCAUACGGCCGGACACGUGCAACCCGCGGGUUCGUUUCUGGUUCAACUUCACGGUCGACAACGUGAAAGCCGAUCAGCGGGUGAUCUUCAAUAUAAUUAACAUAUCGAAAAGCGCGAAUCUGUUCCGCGACGGGAUGACGCCGCUCGUGAAGAGCAGCAGCAGAUCGAAAUGGCAAAGGAUACCCAGGGACCAAGUUUUCUACUACAAAUCGGCUCAGCACCAAAACCAUUACGUCCUCAGCUUCGCGUUCUGUUUCGACAGCGAGGAAGACGUGUACCAGUUCUCUUUGAGCUAUCCGUACUCGUACAGCCGUUACUUGGCGCACCUCGACAACCUGUGCACCAGGUUGACGUGCACGAGACGGGAGACUCUAGCCACGUCGAUACAAAAGCGAAAAAUCGAACUGAUCACGAUAACGUCGAAUCUGGAAGAUGGUCAAGACCGCUCGAGGAGGGUGGUUGUAAUUCUAGCUAGGGUACACCCGGGCGAGUCACCUACUUCGUUCGUCUGCCAAGGUCUAAUGGACUUUUUAGUCAGCGGCCACCCCAUCGCUCAGGCAUUAAGAAGCUAUGUAGUUUUCAAGAUAGUCCCGAUGCUGAAUCCCGACGGAGUUUUUCUUGGCAACUAUAGAUCGACCGUGACAGGGGCGGACUUGAAUCGUUCCUGGAAUAAAGUCUCCGAAUGGCUUCAUCCUGCCCUCGUUGCGAUCAAGCCGAUGCUAAAGAGCCUCGACAAAAACUCACGAGCACCGUUGGACUUCGUGCUCGACUUACACGCUCAUGUCAAUGCCACCGGUAUUUUCGUUUACGGGAACACGUACGACGAUGUCUACAGGUACGAGAGGCACAUCGUGCUACCGAAGUUGUUAGCUCAACACGCGGAGGACUAUGAGAUAUCGAACACGAUGUACAAUCAGGACCCGAACAGAGCCGGGACAGCUCGUCGUUAUCUCUGCUCGAUGCUGAAGGAGCACGUCAACUGUUACAGCAUCGAAGUAUCGAUGUACGGGUACAAUAAGAAGACGACGCCUGGAAUAUUCCCAUACACCGAGGAAGGAUAUUAUAGACUGGGACGAAAUCUGGCCCGCGUAUUUCUAGAGUAUUACAAGCUGAUGGGCAUCAUCCCUGUCGGUUUGCCUAACCAACCGUCUACGAAACGAACGCGACAGUAUCGGCCGCGAUACCGUGACCAUAGACAGACCAGGCCGAAGACGUCCAGGAAGCCAGCGCCUAUACAUUUCGCCAGCAUUCACGAGUAUUUCGAGGAGGACGCGGAGGUGACCACGAACGGCGGUUACCGAUCGAUGAGCGGUACGCGGAUGAGCCAGCUUAAAACCGGAACUGGAAGUGGAACGGGCGUUGGCGGGUGCAGGAACCGGAGCUACAGGUUCCGGAGCCCCGGGGCACCGCUCGACAGGGUGCAACCUCUCUCCAGACAUCCCACCGAGCCGCGGCUCACUAUUAUCGAUUUCAAUCAGCUGACAAGGGGCAGUUUGGAACUGGCUACGAGCAGGAACAGGGCAAAGGUCGCUCGGAAAUUCGACAAGACGAACAGAUAACGAUCUCUUCGUCCUGAAUCAUUAAAAAUUAUCAAAACCCUCGUUCAUCCGUUAGCGAUUGCAGAUGCAUCGAGCGGUAACGAAACGAAUGCGAGUCAGUGGUUCGAGCGCGACGUAUAAAAUUGUAAAGGGUUGCUUCUUUGUUCCCGCGCUACUUCUUUUUAUAUGCUUCCACUGCCCCGUCGAUUGGUUCCUUCUACAUAACGCAAGACCCUCUUCGUUCGAUUUAACUGUAUAUUGUACGUGUACAAGUACGAUGACAAAUGAAUAUACGUAACAUACAACGUGCAUUAUCUUUUCUAGCAUCACGUAUGGCGUAGUGAGACCCUUGAACGAGAUUUAAUUUGUUUCCACCUACGAGGUGUUCUUGGUAUCGCGAAUUAGACAGAAUGCCAAAGCAAAGAAUCGUUGAUGUUCUAAAAUAGCGAAAUCGAAUCUCGACUAAGGCGAUCUCGUUUAAGAGUGACUACUACGGGCAGCCUUGAGAAAGGUGGUUCGUGUAAAGAGGUAAAACAAUUGAUAUACGUAAAUAUAAUUGCAAGAUGUAU